Sapajus apella (tufted capuchin) is the source of this 2844-nucleotide messenger RNA. RefSeq names its product carbohydrate sulfotransferase 8 (gene CHST8). Gene Ontology annotation, cellular component: membrane. Gene Ontology annotation, biological process: carbohydrate biosynthetic process; proteoglycan biosynthetic process. NCBI's taxonomy places the organism in Eukaryota, Metazoa, Chordata, Mammalia, Primates, Cebidae. The coding region runs from base 1131 to 2402 and encodes 423 amino acids. The transcript is spliced from 4 exons. The record is from RefSeq and is a predicted model, not a curated record. Gene Ontology annotation, molecular function: sulfotransferase activity.
GGCCUAUGGGGGCAAGCUUUAGGACCAUGUGAGCCUGAUUCACAUGGUAACCUCCACCCCAGAAUGCCCUUUCUCCCCACUGCAGAGCAUGGGGAUGGGGGGAGUGGAGAGAACCCUCCCUUGCAACAGGGGAGCGGACAAUAGGUGAAUUGAAUUUCCUUCCCCCUCCCCCGCACCCCGUAGCGUGGCGCCAUGCUGGGGCCUGCGUGUGCCAAGGCCAGGGCCUGAGGAUUUCAGGACCCAGGCCAGCGCUCCCCGGCAGCAGGGCAGGAGCCAGUCUGAGUCUGCAAGCCCCGCCUUGGAGUCUGAGCACUCGCGCCCAUCCGUCAUCCUUGUAGAGCACUGCAACUUUAUGCCUACGCAUAAAAACUAGAGGGACUCGUCCUAGAGUUUGCUGCCGCCGCCGCUGCCAUUAGAGCGGUUUUAAUUAGCUGCAGGAUUUUUAAUGAGCUGAAAUCAAGAAGAGCCCCAUCUCAGAAGUAAGCGAGAGCGGCGCGCAGGGAACUAGUCUGACAAAACAGAAGGAGGUGGUGCUCUCGGGGGACCGGGCUGUGGGCUCCCACCAACCGAUGGAUCGGCGAGGAGCAGAUGAGUUCCCGAGGCCAGGAGGCUGAGGAGGGAAGCCGGGGCUCAGGGGCCAGCGCCCGGUGCAGAGUCCCCGCUGCUGCCACCGCGGCAGAAGGCACGGUGCCGGAUUCAAGGUGACGGCAGUGCCUGGCUCCAUUCUCCUCAAGUUGCCAUAGCAGCCUCUCUCCCAACAAGCAGCUUCUCCGGGAGCCCUCAGCCGGGAGGGACGUCAUUGUUCUCUCCUGACCGUGUGGUGCAAGGAGACCCACCGGACAGAGAACUUUCCCGAGCCCGGGGUCCGCUGACCACGUGGGUGCACGCAUGCUGUCUGGAGCCAGGCACAGGGACCGGUCCUCACGGCCACAGGGGGUCCUCUGGGCAGCUGGGGGGAGCGUCCAGGCCUGGAAGCAGCCGCAGCCAAGCGUGUCCUUGGAGCCGUCCGUGCAUCUGUCCGCCUGCUGCCGGUCGCCACUGGAGACCUUGGCCUGAUGGAUGCCUGGUGUGGACGAUGAGGGAAGAACGUGCCUCCCACACCCGAGAGGUGACCCCGGAGCGAGCCCUGGAUGACCCAGCGACCCGGAACGAUGCGGCUGGCCUGCAUGUUCUCAUCUGUCCUGCUGUUCGGAGCUGCAGGCCUCCUCCUCUUCAUCAGCCUGCAGGACCCCACGGAGCUCACCUCGCAGCAGGCACCAGGAAUAAAGUUCAGCAGGCCACGGCAGCCCCACCCUGACCUCCCAGCAGGUGGCUCCAAGGAUGGUGACUUGGAGGUACCCACAGAGAGGGUCUCUCGAGACUUGUCCAGCCGGGCCCCGAGGGGCCUCACCCUGCCGGUGCCUGACCAGCCUCAACCCCUGCUGCAGAGGGGAACCCGUCUGCGACUCCGCCAGCGCCGUCGCCGUCUGCUUAUCAAGAAAAUGCCAGCUGUGGUGACCAUCCCGGCCAACAGCUCGGACACGCCCUUCAUCAGGCCGGGACCCAGAACCCUGGACGGCCACUGGAUCAGCCUGCACCGGAGCCAGCAGGAGCGCAAGCGGGUGAUGCAGGAGGCUUGUGCCAAGUACCGGGCGAGCAGCAACCGCCGGGCUGUCACGCCACGCCACGUGUCCCGUAUCUUCGUGGAGGACCGCCACCGCGUGCUCUACUGCGAGGUGCCCAAGGCCGGCUGCUCCAACUGGAAGCGGGUGCUCAUGGUACUGGCCGGCCUGGCCUCGUCCACAGCCGACAUCCAGCACAACACUGUCCACUAUGGCAGCGCCCUCAAGCGCCUGGACACCUUUGACCGCCAGGGCAUCUUGCAUCGUCUCAGCACCUACACCAAGAUGCUCUUUGUCCGUGAGCCCUUCGAAAGGCUGGUGUCUGCCUUCCGCGACAAGUUCGAACACCCCAACAGCUACUACCAUCCGGUCUUUGGCAAGGCCAUCUUGGCGCGGUACCGGGCCAAUGCCUCUCGGGAAGCCCUGCGGACGGGCUCCGGGGUACGCUUCCCCGAGUUUGUCCAGUACCUGCUGGACGUGCACCGGCCUGUGGGUAUGGACAUUCACUGGGACCACGUCAGCCGGCUCUGCAGCCCCUGCCUCAUCGACUACGACUUCGUGGGCAAGUUCGAGAGCAUGGAGGACGAUGCCAACUUCUUCCUAAGCCUCAUCCACGCGCCGCAGAACCUGACCUUCCCCCGGUUCAAGGACCGGCACUCGCAGGAGGCAAGGACCACGGCCAGAAUCGCGCACCACUACUUCGCCCAGCUCUCGGCCCUGCAACGGCAGCGCACCUAUGACUUCUACUACAUGGAUUACCUGAUGUUCAACUACUCCAAGCCCUUUGUAGAUCUGUACUAAGGGGCAGCGCGCUGGGCAGGGCCACCCUGCCCCAGUCACUCACCUGUGCUCAGGCACCAUCCUGUUCCUGGUUCCUCAUCCUGGGAGCUGAGAGGUCCCCCGAGCAACAGGGCUCUGAGGAGCCAUGGCUGGGGGGUACAGCAGGGCACAGGUGGGGGACACGUGCCCAGCUUUGGAUGGGGGCCCCUGGCCUGGGCUUGUUUCCUCACUCCUUGGCUGAGGGAGAUGCUGAGGACAAGGACAGAUACCCCCAAAGCUCAGCCAGCAGUUGCAAUGAGCAGGGAAGUCUGAGGCCCAGAGGAUGGGGCCCCAGCGAUAAGGGAUGUCCUGCACUCCCUUAGCCAUUGCCUUGGACCAAACCACAUGGUUUGCAGCUUUUCUACGAGCCGGGGGAGGUUUCCAUGGAUUUAGGUUCCAAAUAAAGCACAUGGUUUCCAGAGCA